Molecule: messenger RNA, 969 nt
Organism: Oryza brachyantha (malo sina)
Lineage: Eukaryota; Viridiplantae; Streptophyta; Magnoliopsida; Poales; Poaceae
Exons: 2
Coding region: 288-728 (146 amino acids)
Source: RefSeq, a predicted model, not a curated record
GAACCGCGGAGCCUGACGACUUCUCCGCGUCUUCUCCGAGGUCGUCGCGACUCCUCCUCCUCCUCCUCCGCCUCUCCCACCGCCGCGGCGUGCGGCCGUGGGCUCCAGAUCGGCGGCGCGGCGAGGCCCUCGCGUCCCCGCCCGCCGGGGGCGGAAAGCUUCCAGAGCAGGCGUCGCGGCGCUCCGGCGUGGUUAGGGCAUCCGGGGCCACUGUUCCGCCCCUUCCCCCAACCCACCCCACCACGUGCCCUAGAGAGGCGCGAGCACCGGGAGGCUUGACCGGAGGAAUGCAAGACCCAAGAAGCAUGCAACGGGAUGAAUUCGCAACCCCAAAGACACAUAAGAGGAAGGUCGCUUAUCGGCCUCUGGCCUCCAGCCAAAUAAAAGCUGAAACCGAGCUGCUGCGGAAGGAGGUUCCACACACAUCCGGCAAGAACCAGAAAGUCCCUAAGAUAACCUUCAAGAGCGAGCCCCACCUUCCCGCUCCGCAAUCAGAUAGGGUAACCCCGGAUUCCAUGCCGGAGUCUGGUCCCGCUGACGAGUACAGGGUGUUGCGGAGGAAGUACUUGCUGCUGGAGGAGGAGAACUUCGACCUAGACAGGCAAUUGAGCAGGGCUGAAGAGGAAGCCACUGUUCUUGAGGAUGAGAAGUCGGCGCUGCUGGAUCAGCUUGUUGUCUUGGAAGGCCUUGUGGAUCCUUCACAGAUGCAGCCACAGAGAAGGAUAUGAGGCAUUCUAUCUGUGUUCGUUGUUUUGUUCAUAGUCUAAUUCAGUUACUUGUUACUGCUUUCUAGAUGUAACCACUUGUAAUGGAAGAGAAAAGACAUUAUAUCGCUUAACUAUGGAAGUUUGAACAUUUAGAGCAACUUUUUUUUCCGUUAUGAAAGGGUACUGUGGAUUUACCUGUAUCUUACAGUGACAAAAUACAAAAUUCAGCAAAUAUGAAGCUUGACUCAAGUUUGAGUUCUGC